UCAGUUGUUGCCAUCUAUUGCAAGGCGGUGAACGCGGCGGCUUUGGUUUUGGUUUUGGUGCGAUCGUCGUCAGUGCGUUCCGUUUUUGAAAAGUGUUGUUUCUGAUCUCGGUUCUUCCUUGCUACUACCGUCUAAGUGAAAACGGAUCGACAAUGAGUAACAAAGCUCACCCCCCAGAAUUGAAAAAAUAUAUGGACAAGAAAUUAUCAUUGAAGCUGAAUGGUGGGAGGCAUGUCAUUGGGUUCCUGAGAGGCUUCGACCCAUUCAUGAACUUCGUUGUUGAUGAAACUGUUGAGGUCUGCAAGGAUGGAACUAAAAAGGAUAUUGGCAUGGUGGUGAUCAGAGGAAAUAGUAUCAUCAUGUUAGAAUCACUGGAUAGAAUAUAGGUUCAUCAAUUUAUAACUACAAUGUAAAUACAAUAUCGCUAUCUGCAUUUUCUGAUCCGUAAAAUGUGUACAAUUCCAUCUGUUGUGAUUGAUUUUGUGAUCUCAUUGUUCUCAUUCAAAUUUAAUACCACAGAUUUACUCAGAAAACUUUUCUUUAGUGGAAUGAUACAAAAGCAUUUUUCUUAUUUACUUAAUCAUAUCAACUCAUGCUUGCUACCUUGUGUACAAUUUUUCAAUAAAUAAUUUUGUGUAAGAUGUA
Messenger RNA from Frankliniella occidentalis (western flower thrips), 645 nucleotides. RefSeq names its product probable small nuclear ribonucleoprotein G (gene SNRPG). The transcript is spliced from 4 exons. Gene Ontology annotation, molecular function: RNA binding. The record is from RefSeq and is a predicted model, not a curated record. Gene Ontology annotation, cellular component: spliceosomal tri-snRNP complex; U1 snRNP; P granule. Lineage: Eukaryota; Metazoa; Arthropoda; Insecta; Thysanoptera; Thripidae. Bases 153 to 386 code for a protein of 77 amino acids. Gene Ontology annotation, biological process: spliceosomal snRNP assembly; mRNA splicing, via spliceosome.